AUGAUUUCUGCCGUUAAACUAAGAAGGUACAAAUGGAAUUUCUUAAUUUUUUCGAUUGCGGACAGCUCUGAUCCCGAGACUUUAAGAAGGUCUGAUCCGGCUUUAAGUUAUUACAUAUAUUUUCCUUUCCCAAAACUGAAAAUCCUUUCCCAAAACUAUGUAUGUAAAAAUAUUUUUUCAGGCUCUUUAUAUCUUCAUUGUGAAGUUAAAUUUGACACUUUUACUUCAGAAGACAGUUUUGAUAUUAAUUACAGCAAUUUUUUUGAAGACGAAAUACUUACAGAUUUUUUAAUUAAAGUAGACAAGAAUGUUAUGAAAGCACAUCGUUUUAUUUUAGCAAAAAACAGUAAAGUAUUUUAUGCAAUGUUUCAGGAGAAGGAGAAGAAUAUGACUGAAGAAAUUGUAAUUUAUUUAUUGUAA
Molecule: messenger RNA, 420 nt
Organism: Meloidogyne enterolobii
Lineage: Eukaryota; Metazoa; Nematoda; Chromadorea; Rhabditida; Meloidogynidae
Source: the annotation of a GenBank genome assembly